Messenger RNA from Zingiber officinale, 2859 nucleotides. Its product is annotated as protein STRUBBELIG-RECEPTOR FAMILY 3-like. Gene Ontology annotation, biological process: protein phosphorylation. Gene Ontology annotation, molecular function: protein binding; protein kinase activity; ATP binding. Bases 220 to 2484 code for a protein of 754 amino acids. Lineage: Eukaryota; Viridiplantae; Streptophyta; Magnoliopsida; Zingiberales; Zingiberaceae. The transcript has 18 exons. The record is from RefSeq and is a predicted model, not a curated record.
UGGAUCGCAAAGAAAAGCAGCAACCCACGCCAGCAGUGUUCGCCGUCACUGCCUACUCGCUCUCUCUCUCUCUCUCUCUCGCUUUUGUCUUUUACUCCCUACUUUUGUUGUCUAUCGCUGAAAUCUGAAGAUUCGGUCGAAACUUAGCAGCUAAGACUGGCGGAGACGGCGGCCCCCGGGCGAGGUCCUCGUCGAGCACGACUUGAAGCUUGAUGUUUCAUGGUGUUAUUUAUCCAAGUGAAUGACAUGAAUUCAAGGGUCAUCUUGUGGGUUGGUCUGCUCGUGAUUUUUGUUUUGUCACGUUGCUACUCAUUCACUGAUGAGCGAGAUGUUACUGCUAUAAAUAGCUUCUAUGUUGCACUGGGUUCGCCUCCUCUUCCUGGCUGGAUUGCUAAUGGAGGAGAUCCCUGCACAGAGAACUGGCAAGGUGUUCGAUGUGUUAACUCAAAUAUAACUGAAAUAAUUAUCAAUGCUGCAAAUCUUGGAGGACAACUGGGUGAUGGAUUAGGCAAAUUUUCGUCAAUAAUUUCAAUAGAUCUGAGUAACAACAACAUUGGUGGAGGCAUACCAGAAAAUCUUCCUCUUACCCUGCGUACAUUUUUUCUUUCAGCUAAUCAAUUCACAGGCAGCAUCCCAAGUUCUUUAUCGCAGUUAACGCUUCUGACAGACAUGUCAAUUAAUAACAAUCAAUUGAGUGGUGAUCUGCCAGAUGUCUUUAGCUCCCAAACUGGUCUAAUAAACUUGGAUCUUUCUUUCAAUAAUUUCAGUGGCCCAUUACCAGCUUCAAUGGGAAACUUGUCAUCUUUGACUACCUUUCAUGUGCAGAAUAAUCAGCUCUCUGGCUUAUUAAAUGUGUUGGAAGAUCUUCCUCUCAUCAAUUUGAACAUAGAGAAUAAUCUAUUUGCAGGACCUGUCCCAGAGAAGCUGUUCAACAUUCCAAAUUUCAAAAAAGAUGGAAACCCCUUUACUACCUCUAUUGCACCAUCAAUGGCUCCGCCUCAAUCUGCAUCACCACCUGCUCGUUCAGGAAUCCCAGUCCCUGAUACCAAACAUACAAACUCUUCGAAUGAACCAUCAAGUCAAGAAAACCCUGACAGUGGGAACAAUGGAAAAAUGUCAACUUUGAAACUUGUUGCAUAUGUUGUUGUUUCUUUGAUUCUAGCUAUUGUCAUUAUCUUGCUGGUCAUCUUUUGUAUAUCAAAAUACCAAGAGAGGAAGGCAGACCAUGAUCAAUUGGUGAAAAGCCAGACCGAAAUCCCAGGAAGAAGGUUCAAUGAGCCUAGAAGUGAAGAACAUUCUGCAAAGACAAACAAUGUAGUGACUGAAUUUGCCAAGGUGAAUCACAAUGAUGAAGCGAAGGAACUUGGAUCUAAUGCAAUGAUUGCAGCAGUGUCUAAGAACUCUGAAAAGGAGAAUGAGCACAAAGUUGAUGUGAGAGAGACUGAUCUAAUUAUGCCCCCACCUCCGCCUCCGCCUCCGCCGCCGCCGCCUCCGCCUCUUGUGGAAAAAUUUGUUGUGAAGCCAAUUGCUCCCAGUAGACACGCUAGCAUUUCGCAAACAAACACUCCCCCAACAUCUGCUACAUCAUUUUCUGUUGCUGAACUUCAACAAUACACGAAUUAUUUUAAUGAAGAAAAUUUGGUCAGAGAUAGUAUGUUGGGCAAGGUAUACCUUGCAGAGAUUUCUGGCAGAAAGCUUGAAGUCCUGAAGCUUGACAACGUGAACUCAAGAAUGCCAGUUGAUGACUUUUUAGAACUGGUUCUAACCAUCUCUGAACUCAGGCAUCCUAACAUUGUUGAGCUGGUUGGGUACUGUGCCGAGUUUGAUCAGCGUCUGCUUGUCUACAAGCACUUUAGUAAGAAGACAUUAGAUUAUGUGAUUCAUGUUGGAGAUGAUCUCAAUGGUAAACUAUCAUGGGUUGCCCGCCUUGAGGUAGCCCUAGGGGCAGCAAGGGCCUUAGAGUAUCUUCAUAAGGGUUGCCAACCACCACUCGUGCACCAAAAUUUUGAACUUGCCAAUAUUCUCAUUAAUGAUAAGCUUGUUGUCCGUGUUACAGAAUGUGGUUUGUCUUCAUUAACGUCAUCCAACUCGGUGACUCAGUUAUCAGGUCGAAUGCGUGCAUUGUACAGUUAUGAAGCCCCUGAGAUCAAUGAUGGUGGACAAUAUACUGAGAGGAGUGAUGUGUACAGUUUUGGUGUUGUCAUGCUAGAGCUUCUCACUGGACGCAAGCCAUAUGACAGCACACGUCCUCGUGCUGAACAACAUCUUGUGAGAUGGGCUAGUUCUCAGCUGUAUGACAUCAAUGCUUUAACAAGGAUGGUGGAUCCUUCAUUAGCUGGAAGGUAUUCUGAGAAAUCGCUGUCCUGCUUUGCUGACAUUAUAAGCCGCUGCAUUCAGCAAGAGCCAGAGUUCCGACCGGCCAUGUCUGAUGUUGUUCAGGAUCUCAUUCGCAUGAUCAAGGAUCUGAAGGGUGCAAGAAAUUGAGUGUCUAGUGUAAGAAGGGAAAAAUCUAUCACAAAAGCAAGGUGGAGCUGAUUGUUUGCUACGUUGACUGAACAUAAAUUAUUGCAAAUUUGCCCACCUGUGGAAUGGUUGGUGGCUCUGAGGGUCUGAUUGUAGACCCUCCUUUGGGACAUUUUCCUGAUGACCCGAGUACUAUCUCAAGUAGGAAUAAACAUCUCUUCUCUUGCGAUGUAAAGCAUUUCUCUUCAUUGAUCUAGCUAGAUAAAUUCUUGAACCCAAUGUAUACCAUGGUUUGUGGAGCUAGGAAUUCUGUUUAGCCUCGUUUUUCUUAAGUCAUACAUUUCAUCAAUGACACUUUCUAUUAUAUUCUUAAAUAAAUUUUAUUUUAAUAUAGCA